Molecule: messenger RNA, 2340 nt
Organism: Ostreococcus tauri
Lineage: Eukaryota; Viridiplantae; Chlorophyta; Mamiellophyceae; Mamiellales; Bathycoccaceae
Product: Serine/threonine-/ dual specificity protein kinase, catalytic domain
Exons: 1
Coding region: 1-2340 (779 amino acids)
Biological process (GO): protein phosphorylation
Molecular function (GO): protein kinase activity; ATP binding
Source: RefSeq, a predicted model, not a curated record
AUGGACGCGCGCGCGUGCGCGUCGUGUUUGGAGGCGAUCGCGAGCCAUCGUCCGGACAUGAAGAUUUUUGUCGAGUCCGAGGUGGAGAUCGAUUACGACGCGGUUCUCGGUGAGGGUGGGUUCUGCACCGCGUACGUCGCGCGGUUUCGCGGUGAGACGGUGUGCGCUCGCGUCGUGGACGGGUCGAAGGAGUCGCAGGUGGUGGCGGAGGUGGCCACGGUGGGGGAUUUGCCGAGAGUGGCGGUGAAGACGCACGGGUGCGCGCCGACGACGCGGCGAGACGGGAAGAAGUAUUUGGCGGUUUUGAGUGAGUUGUGCCCGGAUGGAUGCCUGGAGGAUUUUAUGACGCGGGAGAAGGCGGCGGGGAGGGAACUGAGCGCGCGGGUGAAGUUGGACGUGUUCUUGCAGGUUGCGGAGGGACUGGAAGAGCUGAAGGCGGCGCGCGUGGUCUGGCGGGAUUUAAAGGCGAAGAACGUGCUCGUAAGGAGCGUGGUGAGGAACGCGUUCGGGACGGUGACGAAGGUCACGAUUGGGUUCACGGAUUGGGGGACCGCGGUGCGAUUGCCAAAGGUUGGGAAGCGAAGGAUGACGCUCCAAGGACCGGGGACGUGCGGGUACAUCGCGCCGGAGACGAGGGGGCCGCACUACGAUUUUCAGGCGGAUAUGUGGGCAUUCUUGGUAUGGGCAGCGUCGAUGUGCCUAGACGUGGAGAUUUUAGUCGAUUGCCAGCUCGAGGAGGCUCUCGGUGAGCUCAAGCUGGAGAAGAAGAUCGCGGCGACGGCGGGACAGGAGACGCGCGUGAAGGAGGUGCUCGCAAAAUUUGACGCGCGCGUCACGCCCGGAUGCGAAGCACUGUACGACUUCUUGAAGUCCACCACGUGGGUAGACGCGAAUGAACGAUGGAGUUCGGACGAGGCAAUCGAAGAGAUGGUCGAUUUCCGCGAGGCGAACGAUUUACACCUCCCCAUGGGCGGUUGCACUCCCGCUCGGCCGACGAGUUUCCCAGAGGAGAGCGUGCAGUGCACCGAGCUCGACGAGACGAACGAGGACGAGGGGGAGGAGAUCGAGCAAGGGAGUCCCGCAAGACCGCAACCGCUGACUCCGGGUCCGUUCCGAAUGACAUCAGUGACACCCGGUCCCGGAUACGGGAUGACGCCGUACGCGCCGACUCCGUUUGCGAUGACGCCCGCCAUCGACUCGUGCACUCCGGGUCCGAGAUGGCAUCCUUUGAUGAACCGAAGACUCGUCGAACUCCCGCCGCCGAUGCACUUACAUCACGCGCACGAGACCGAGGAGGACGUCGAGGAGGUCGCGACAACAGAGGCAAAUGCGCCCGUUGACGAGAACCACAUCGCAGUCGAAACGCCGCGUGCGCCGCUGAGCGUCGUCGACUUGAAUACAUCUCCGCACGAAGCUCAAGCGCAACCGCAGAAGAAACGUCGCGGUCGUCCGCCUAAGGUGAAUGAUUGCCCACCGCCGGUAAAGAAGUCCAAGGUUGCGAACGAAGACAACUCGCUCGCGCUCGCGCUCGUGCCUACAAAGGGUUGUAGCAAGUGUCGAUGGUCCCGAAACGGCUGCGGUGGAUGUGACCCCGACACCGUUCGUCUUCCCAGAGGUCCCGCAGCGGCGGCGCUGAAGAAGAAGGCUGCCACGAAGCUACAGAAGCAACCGAAGAGGUUGACCGCGAAAAAGGCGAGCUCAAAGAACUCGAAGGCACUCGUCCUCGUUGGCGGUCCCAAGGGUUGCAGUAAGUGCCGAUGGUCCGCUGGCGGGUGUGGGAGGUGCGAUCCUGGAAAGGAACGUCUUCCUCGUGGUCCCGCGGCGCGAAUGGCCAAAGCGCCGACGAAGACAAAGAAACCAGUCGCAAAGGCGUCUUCAAAGGCCGGCAGCUCCAUGGCGCUCGUCGUCUAUGGCUCCAAUACGAAAGGUUGCAGCAAGUGCCGAUGGGCUGCAAACGGGUGCGGUGCGUGCGAUCCAGAAUCGCCACGUCUACCCCGCGGGCCUCGAGGUGGGAAGAAGAGCGUACCGGUGAAGAAGACGACCAAAAUGAAAGCGCCUAAGCGCGUCGAGACGAAGAGCGCCAAGGGUAUGAACGUCGCCUUUCCAGGCACCAAAUCGUCCAGGUACAUCGACGUGAAUACCGGCAAGCCCAUCGUGGUGAAGGAAUUGACAGUUGUUCCUGUGCUUCGACCGGAUGGAAAGCGCGGUCGCGGUCGUCCUCGAAUUCUUCGCCCACCAAGAACAGAGCUUGGCUGCACCAAGUGUCGAUACGCCAAAAAAGGGUGCGGAAAGUGCCGCACUGAGCUCGAGGAGGCCAAAGCGCUCGCGCUCGUCAGAUGA